AUGCCGAAUCGGGAGCAAUCGCAGCGGCAUUCGCAGCUGCUGGGCGGGCUCGACGAGGAAGUGCCCGACCUGGCAGCGACGCUCGGCACCUACGCCCACUCUCCUUCUCCCUCUCACGCCGCCGACGAGGCCGACGAGGCCAACCUGAGCUUUCUGCGCGACGCCGCGAUCGCGCUCGAGCAGGACCCCGAGGCCGACCCCCAUCGUCCCUCCGACGCCCGCCGCAGCAACCUCAUCGACCCGUAUCGCGAUCCCCGCCGAGCCACCGGGCAGCAUAUUGAGUCCGUGGACGGUCAACGAAGCGCUGGUGGUGCGGCCUCGCAGACGCAGACCCAGACGCAGACCCAAACGCCCCCGGCAGACAGCCGGGACGACCUCUGGCGCCGGGAGCGCCUGCAGCGUGUGCUCGCUCGCUUGAACCGCAUCCACGAUCCCACGGGGACAUCUUCUGCCUCGGCCUACGGCAAUCGUACGCCUUCGCCCAACCGUCAGAGACUCUACGACUGGGCCCCGUCGCAUGAGGAGCCCGCGCAGGAGGACACCGAGCUGGACCAGAUCCUCGCCGAGCUACGGCGACAGCAGCCCGACACACACCCAGAUAUCCUCCGCGUGUUGAGCCAGAGUCAACUGGACGCUUCACGCCCGCGAGAGCGAGACGCGCCGGUGCCCCCGCCCACGACCGAUCAGACGGAUGCUGUGGACCGGAGAGAGCGACUGCGAGAGCGGAGACGGCGGGAGAACGGCGACUGGGUGAGUCUGCGCAGUAGGGCGGUGCUCCAGCGAGCGAGACAGGAAGGCUCGCCAUCGGCCACGGAGAGCAUGUUGCGGUACGUCAUGGAGCGUGAGCGCAGUGGCAUGAGUGAGGAGGAGGAGAGGGCGCGAGGCACCGGCUGGUUCAGCCCGGCCGGCAGAUCUGGAAAUGAACAACAUCGUGGAGGGAAUCCUUCCAGAGAGCCUUGGCCUCUUCCUCCUUCCGCCAGCGAGAUCCGCGCCAGGACCCUUCAAGAGCGAGCAGAAGUCAUGCAGCGCCGCCAUCCGGCAGACUUUGCUCCUCCUCGGCUGCCUCGCAUAUCAACUCCGCCGGCGCCUGUGACCUCCACGCCCUCAGCACCUAGCUCGCAAUUUCUGGAAAGCGCACUCAAGUAUCUCGAUCAGCUACGAUCCUGCUACCGAUAUGAAGAAGCCCUGUCCGCCGCCAUUGACCACGGCUUGGCCACCAAAGAGUUCUUUGCUGACAAGCACGACGACUUCGUCAUGGACUUGGAAGAAGUGAAUCCGAUCGCAGGAUCCUCAUGGCUGCAGGAAGGUACCGUAUUCGAAGGACACCAACAUGCUACCGCCGCGUCUCCCGGGCUGUUGCAAUCAAGGCCCACGAGCUCCUCCUCCCAUUCCAUGGAGCAGAUCAACCCCAAUUACCGCAAUCAGGGCGUCGGCACCACGACAGGAUUUGACCAUCCUCCAGCCUCGACUAGGAUACACCCAUUUGACGCCACAAGACCAUGGAUAUCUCACCAAUUCACACCUCCUUAUUACCCGGCACCUGCACUUCAAGGCACUAAGCCUUCAGAUUCGUCACACGAUCACUGGCCCGUGCGUGUGAUCAUACAUGCCGUCGACCCGGACAGAAUGACGCUGCAGGGUACGAUGGAAGCCUACGACGUACCUCAACACCCUGCCAGUUUUUCCAGUCUAAACUCCACCGAUCGGCCAAAGGCUGGAAAAAAGAACGCGCCCAUCACUACAUAUCUCGAGGGGCACAUCAUUGACCUCGCCACCCACCCAUUUCUCACGCCGAGCGCAUCGGAGGCUAAACGCAUGGGACCGCACUCGACUGCUACGCAGAACGCAACGCCGUACACCACCCUCUCGGACGCCAUCUCUUUCCCGUCGGCAAAUGCACAUACCGAUGCCGCCAACUGGCGCAAACUCCCCCCCUUCAAUGCGCUCCCGUCCGACGAGGAGACGGCGAGGUGCUUGCUUUCCAAGGCCCGCAUGGACGAGAUCCACGAAGAAUUCAUCUUCAUGCGCUGGAAGGAGCGAUGCUUUGUGCACGGCAAGAACGACAAGUGUAGCGAGACGGAGCGGGCCGGGGACCAAGAUCGCGGGCACGGGCUGACCAUCAGUGGCUUCUACUACGUGAGUCUGAAGAGGUCGAAUGGGGCGGUCGAGGGGCUCUACUUUGAUCCGACGAGCACACCGUACCAGCACCUGAGGCUGAAAGGUCAAAGGACGGGCUGGCCGGCUUUUGAGUUUCGGUGA
Lecanosticta acicola is the source of this 2259-nucleotide messenger RNA. The record is from the annotation of a GenBank genome assembly. Lineage: Eukaryota; Fungi; Ascomycota; Dothideomycetes; Mycosphaerellales; Mycosphaerellaceae.